This is a messenger RNA of Lodderomyces pseudojiufengensis, 1002 nucleotides long. It is a transcript of the gene APA2, whose product is annotated as bifunctional AP-4-A phosphorylase/ADP sulfurylase. Gene Ontology annotation, biological process: nucleotide metabolic process. NCBI's taxonomy places the organism in Eukaryota, Fungi, Ascomycota, Pichiomycetes, Serinales, Debaryomycetaceae. The record is from RefSeq and is a predicted model, not a curated record. The transcript has a single exon. Bases 1 to 1002 code for a protein of 333 amino acids. Gene Ontology annotation, molecular function: ATP binding; ATP:ADP adenylyltransferase activity.
AUGUCUAACGAGGGAUACGACCUACGAGAUGAUUUUUAUGAAACAUUAUCCAAAAAAUAUGAUGACGCAUUGAUUUCAAAACACAUUUUAUACAACGGUGAGUCGGUUGUUAACGAAAUAAUUCAAUUCCCAAUUGAUGACAAACAUUCUGCAAAUGCUCAAUUGACACUUCUUACAUCAUUGAUGCAUAGACCAGAGAAUAAUAACAAGAAGAAUUCGGAAAAUAAUCCAUUUGAAAAACCUGAACCAGAAUUAACAAUUUUAGACGACUAUGGAGCGAAUAAAGAGUUGAAGUUAGUGUUUAACAAGUAUCCGGUUAAUUCGAAACAUUUUUUAUUAGUAACUAAAAAAUAUUCAUCUCAAAAUUCACCAUUAUUACCUACUGAAUUACUAGCAACUUAUACCAUUUUGGAAAAGCUUGAUAAAUUAAAACCCGAAGGUGAAGAUUGGUUUGCAUUUUAUAACUGUGGUCCAGAAAGUGGAGCUUCUCAAGCUCAUAAACAUAUUCAAUUCAUGACUCUUCCACCAAAACAAGAGUUCAUAUCGUAUCCCGAAAUAUUGAUAGAAAAUAACUUAUUUGAAAACAAUGCAAAUAAUAAGUUACAUAUUCAAGAUGCUAAUGAACCUUUAGAGAAUAAAAAUCUACCAUUUAGUCAGUUCAUCAUGAAGUUGCCAAAAAAUAAAGACGAAAUUACUGAAGAUGUCUUGACAAAGUCUUUUACCUCACUAUUGCAACAUACCUUAACUGUUUUACGAAAUAAUGAAACCAAACAUAUAUCAUAUAACUUUGUUAUGACUACUGAGUUCAUGCUUAUGGUGCCUAGGUCAAAGAGUAAAUUUGAUGAUCAAAUUGGUAUUAAUUCAUGUGGAGUCUAUGGACUCUUAUUAUGCAAAAAUCAAGAAUUAUUUAACACGGUAAGGGAAGUGGGUAUUCUCAAGAUCUUACAAGAAGUGUGCUUGCCAAAUUCUGGUGAAUUUAAGUUUGAUGAAUAUAGUUAUUAA